Messenger RNA from Mytilus californianus (California mussel), 4683 nucleotides. Its product is annotated as cytoplasmic phosphatidylinositol transfer protein 1-like. Gene Ontology annotation, molecular function: phosphatidylinositol binding; phosphatidylinositol transfer activity. The coding region runs from base 176 to 937 and encodes 253 amino acids. The transcript has 10 exons. Gene Ontology annotation, biological process: phospholipid transport. Gene Ontology annotation, cellular component: cytoplasm. The record is from RefSeq and is a predicted model, not a curated record. NCBI's taxonomy places the organism in Eukaryota, Metazoa, Mollusca, Bivalvia, Mytilida, Mytilidae.
ACGGAAGAAAUGAUAAAUCCGGAAAUGUUUUCGGUUUCCUCGGGACUGUUCAUUGUUUUAGAUAAUCUUGAAAAUCAAAAGAUUAAUACAGAUUAGCAGCUCAACCUACUAGUAGUACAAGUGAAUGCUGUGGAGGUUUUUAUUCCUACUGAAAUGUUAAACAGCUAAAUACAUAAUGCAUUUAAAAGAAUAUAGAAUAUGCAUGCCAUUAUCAGUUGAAGAGUAUGAAAUUGGUCAGCUGUAUAUGAUUGCAAAGCACAGUCAUGAACAAAGUGAAAAUGGAGAAGGAGUAGAAGUUGUUAAGAAUGAAGAAUGUGAUCACCCAAAACAUGGGAAGGGUAGAUUUACAGAGAAAAGGAUUUAUUUGUCUAGCCGAUUACCUAGCUGGAUAAGAAGUAUGAUCCCAAAUAUUUUCUACAUCAUAGAAAAAGCAUGGAAUUAUUACCCUUAUACAGAAACAGAAUACACAUGUUCAUUUGUACCUCUAUUUAAAGUAUAUAUAGAAACAAGAUACGAAAAUAAUAAUGGAUCAAGUGAAAAUUGUGUAGGUUUAUCUGAUGAAGAUAUAGCAGUCAGAGAGGUAGAACAUAUAGAUAUAGCUUUUGAGGACAUUCCAGAGAAAAAUUUUAAGAAAGAAGAGGAUCUAAAAACCUUCAAGUCGACAAAAACAGACAGAGGACCAUUGCAGAAAGGAUGGCGGGAUACUAGCAAACCAAUAAUGUGUUCAUAUAAAGCUGUUAAAGUUUAUUUUGAAAUGUGGGGAAUGCAAACAAAAGUUGAACAGUUUGGACAAAGGUCAAUAAGGGAUAUAUUAGUACUUGGACACAGGCAGGCUUUUGCAUGGAUUGAUGAAUGGAUAGAUAUGUCUAUGGAAGACCUGAGAAAGUAUGAAAGUGAAACAAAUGAAAAGACAAAUGCUAAAGUUCUCAAUCAAUGACACUUACAUUUAGGAUGUUAUAUAAUGCAAUCACUGACCUCUGAAGUAUCAAAUUCCUAUUUGUAUGUAACAUUGUUCUAUGAUACUGUAUCUUUAACUUAAAGGAUUUUUUUUAUUUUGUCUAAUCUGGAAUAUCUUGUUCCAAAUGUGAUGAGUUUUCAAAUCAUUCAUUACAAGCAUUUCAAUUUAACAUAGGUACAUAUUUUCACAUUAGGAUGUCAAAAGAAAAAAGACCACAAAUGCAAUUUAUCAUGAGUUCUUUAAAUUUUUACAUCUUUUUUCAUGUAAAAACUGAAAUUUAAAUACAAAAUUAUUCAAAACCUUAGUUCAAAACAAAGUUAGAUAUACUUGGCAAAGCUUACAAACUUAUGUCAUGCUCCAAUACAUUUAAAAAAAAUGGCUAUCUAUGCAUCAUAUAAAAAAAACCUCCAAAACCAUUGUGAUAAAAAAAAAACAUUUAAUAGGCUGUGCUAAAUGGCAUCGUUAAAUUAAAAUACUGUAAUUAUUUUUUAUUAGAAAUCCAGUCUGCUUCAUUGUAGAUUGGAAGGUCUACCGGAAAGGACAAUGAAAUUCAUUAUGAUUAAAUAGGAAAUGCAGUUGCAUGAUGCAAUGAAAUUCUACAAAAAAAAACAUUGAAAUCCAUUCACUGGGUAAAGGGGAGAUAACUAGUAUAUAAAAAUGGCUAUGAUUUUGAACUUGCAGAAGUUAUUUAGAUAGAUCAAGAUGUAGUGUGAGACACUGCUUUCCUUUUUUAUACCAGGCUCUUGGGGACAUUUUCGUUCUUGCAUCUGUUUGAAGUAUGAGGCAAAAAAGGAGUAUAUAAGUUAUGUAUCUGAAAAAUGUUCACAUAGUUAGGCUUGCCAAUAAGAAGAUUGGUACUGAAUAUCACGAAGCGCUGAUUUGUCGUUGCUGAGAAAAUGCCAAAAAAAUGGAAAUUACAAAGGGAUGCACAGACAGAUAGAAGGAUAGAAGUAUAUCAUUAUACCCCUCACUUUUAAAUAGCAGAUACAAAAAAAAAACGAAAAAGAAAAUCUGUGUUUCAGGAUUCUUUGAAAUUAAUUCAGAAUAUCCAUCUACCAUGACAAAUUUAUUGGUAAGAGCAGCAUAUUGCAUUAUGCCUACAUAUAUACAAUGUAAGUAUAUUGUUUACACACAAUCAAAUGUUGGGGUCUAUUCCUUCUUCUACACUGUUGAAGAAGAGAAUAUUUAAAAUCAACGAAGAUAUUAGAGCACAUAUGAAUGUUUGUUUUUGUAAGGACUAAUGAAGUUGUUAUCCAAUUAUUAAUAUUUAGUAUUUAUUUGUUAUUGAAUAACUUAUUGCAGGUUUACAAAUGCUGCACAAGUGUUUUUUUUAUAAAAAAAAAAACAAAAACAAACUGCCACAACUCACAAUUAAUGUUUGUCAUUUUGAUAAUUUCUACAAUAAGUCUUAUACAUUUGUCAAACUUCCCACUGCAAUAUGCAAUUGAUAUUAUAAAACAUGUUUUAAAUUGACUUGUUUGUCUGAAAAAAACCUUUCUUCAUAAAAUAGGAAAAUGGAUUUGAGAAACCUACCGAAAUUCAUCAGAUCAUAUGUUCCAUUUUUAGAUAGUGGAUAUUUUAAUAAUGUUCUUUGUUGUUGAUUGCAAAAUGGGUUUACUUGAAAAAUACAUAUACUUUAUGGGUGUUCUACUAUACUAUAGAUAAGAUAUGGAUAAUAUAUAUUCAACUGUGGAUAAGAUAUAGAAAGUAUAUCCUCUUGUUCUGUAGACAAGACAUUCAGUUGUAGGUAUAAAGAUGUAGAUAAUAUAUGUUCUUCUGUUGAUGAGAUGUUCAGAUAAUAUAUGUUCUACUGUAGAUAAGAUACAGAUGAGUCUUAUGUUUUCUGUGUGAUUGUGUUGUUUAUCUAUCACUGUCUUGUGAUCCAGUAUGUGCACUUGUUCAGAUCUAUUGUUGUUCUGUGAUUAAAUAUUAUGUAGGACUCGUGUAUAAGAUCAAUUAGUUUCUUUUUUUUUUUUAUUUUAUGUAUCAAGAGCAGUCUUGCUUUUUCAACUUUUUGCUACUUAUAUAUUUAAAUGAUCCAUUUUAAACCCAUUGUAACCUGGGUAUGUAUACAAUAAAGAAUACUAAGUCAUUUAAGUGCUGAUGUACAUUUCAAGCUUAAUUUAAAAAAAUAUUAAAAUUUAAUUCAAUUUGAAAUAAAAGUAGCAAAAAGUUUAGCAAUAUCAAAAGUCAUUAUUUUAAAAAUGGAACAUUUAAACAGCUUUCUCAACAUUUGAGAACUAUUAACAUGAUUAACUUGUGAUUUGUAUUUUUUUUUAUUAUUUUUUUUUUUUCAAUAAUCUUGGCAACUACAGUUUACCUCCCCUUUAAUAAACUGACCACCUGAAAAAUUGAAAUAUCAAAUACAUGAACAAAACACUUAUCUGUACCAUACAGAAAAUGAUUUUAACCAAAUUUACAUUUUUUUUUGUUUGAACUUCAUUGAACUCUGUAACAAGUUUCUUGUUUUUGUUUCAUUUUGUAGAUAACCUUCAUAUUUCAUUGCUAAAUUUCAAAGGGACUACCAACUGUUUUUGUAGAAACUAUUUCCAUUGUUAAAAUCUUUCCAUUUUGUAUAUUAAAUGUUUCUUUGACAAACUUAUACAUGUGACAGUUUCUUAUUUUUCUAUUAUUUAUACAAUCUACAUUAUUUAUAAUUUUGUUUUAUUACUCUAGAUUUAUUUUUAUGUUUCGUACUAAUAUUCCUGGAUUUUAUUGUCAUAUAAGGUAGAUUAGGAAUUUAAGUGUUCAACAAAGUAAACAUUUCCUAAAUAUUUGUUUGCAGAAUUUUGAUAAAACCAUGCUAUCAAUUCGCAAAUAUCCAGGAAAAUACAAUUCUAUCUCAAUCCACAAAAAUUGUUGCCCAAGAAUAUAAAUGAACAAAAUAAAUUAAAAAAAAGAACGAGAACACAAUCAUUCCCUUAUAGUCUAUUUGCUAUUGCAUUUUAAUCUGUUAAAAUAUUCAACUUUCUAUUUUCCAGAUCUUAUGUAGAAUUUUGUGAUCUUGAUAGAGGUGACUUAAAAUGGAAUUUCAACUUAUAGAGAGAGUUAAGUUGUAAAAAAUGUAGUAUUUCGUGAUGAUUUCUCAAGUACAGUCAAACCUUUCUAUAAAGGAAAGCUAGGAGAGGACACAUAAUUGUCCUUUAUAAACAUGUUGCUUUAUAAAAAGUUUCAUGAAAAUAGCAUAAACCAAGAAACAUACAUGUACUUCUUGUAUUUCUAUGAAUUUAAAAUGUCAUGCAUGAAAACAUUGUAUAAAUUUAAAUUAUGUGUCUUUUAUAAAGAUUCUAAAAAUCAAACUCCUGUUUAUGGCAGUAAAAAGACUUGAAUUUAACAAAAGGGAUUUGUUUUAUACUGACUCUUGCACUAUGGUUAUAGUUAUAAUUUAAAAUAAAUAUUGACAGUAUAGAGAUGAAAUCUGUCCAUUUUGAGAAAUGCCCAUUAAGCUUGUUUAAUUAAAGGCAGUUGUAUAGGCUAAAACAUUUUUGACCAGCUUCUGCACUGCCAAUUAUGCAUAGUUGUCUGUUUUAUUGAGGUGCUUACAAGACCAGAUUUAAGCAUUUAUUAAAUUAUAUGUUUGACAACUUUCUUUUCAUGCUGGGUAUUGUUUGGAUCUGUUUCAAGUUUAUUGAAUGGAGAAAUUUUAAAGUUUUAAAACUAAGAAAGUAGUAUAUUAAAAAAAAAAAAAAAAAAUACAAAUACUUUAUUCAAACAAUUAUCGGGCA